Molecule: messenger RNA, 297 nt
Organism: Dentiscutata erythropus
Lineage: Eukaryota; Fungi; Glomeromycota; Glomeromycetes; Diversisporales; Gigasporaceae
Source: the annotation of a GenBank genome assembly
AAAAGUAAAGUAAAUACUGUAGAUGAUGUGUCUUUAAUUGUUAAUCAUUCUACUACAAAUAGUUUUAAUAUUAGUCAGCGUUAUUUAAAUGGAGAUGGCUUUCAGAUAGUCUUCUAUAAAGACAAAAUUGAAGAUGAGUACAAAAACAUUACCAUAUUACCUCCUAUAAUUAAUACUCGGCCACUUUCAUUAAAAAGACAGGAGGAACUUUAUAAGGAAAUCGCUCCCUAUGUUGAUAUACCCUUUUAUGACAUUACUUGCUCUAAACCUAACGCUAAUGAAUCAGAAGAAAAUUAA